CUCGUACAUUAAAUUGAUCAUGAGGCCAGGAUUUUAAUUUGAUGCCUAAAUAAAUACGAAGUACUACGUAUAAAUAAAUCCUGAUAUAUCAUAUCCCCGUACGCCGUCCAUUUAUUAUUCAUCCACCUGGCCUGGCCUUUUAAUUUAAACAAAGUUAUAUAUAUUACGUCGUCCGGCCAUAUACAUUUAUAUCAUUCGAGCUAUAUAUCUAGCUUUAAUUACAUCUAUCUGAUCUGUUGAGACGUACGUACGUUCCUUGAUACAUGCAUAAUUAAUUAAUAAACUCGAUCGCCAUGCAGCAGGCUCGUACGUACGUAAUGGCAUCCGAAAUAAUUUGCUACUUGUUGCCGAUUGGUCUCAUGAUAUUGUUGGCAAAUACAAAUGGGGUUUCCUGCAGCCGAGUUAUGGUUGACCGCUCCGAUGACGAGAAGUCGCCGUCGUCGUCCAUGCGGCGGCGGGCUCAAUACGAGCAAUGGAGGAGGCUUCAUGGCAAGAGUUACAGGGACGCCAGUGAAGAAGAGGAGCGUUAUCACAUUUUCCGACAAAACGUGGAUCGAAUUGAGGCAUUUAAUAAUGCCAACAAGCAGCAGCGCGGCGGUUACCAGCUCGGCCUUAACAAAUUUGCAGACUUGACCAACCACGAGUUCCGCGCCAGGCAUGCCGGUGGUUACAACCCCAAAGUGUCGUUGUCCGCCACCGUUGCGCCGCCGCCGAAUCAUUUUAAGUACGAAAAUGUCACGGAGGUACCCGAAGCCUUGGAUUGGAGGGCACAAGGUGCAGUCACACCCGUCAAAGAGCAACUUCAAUGUGGUUGUUGUUGGGCAUUUUCUGCUGUGGCAGCCGUGGAGGGUCUGAACAAGAUAAAAACAGGUGAGCUGGUAUCUCUGUCAGAACAAGAGCUCCUCGACUGCAACGGGGAUGGCAUGAGUUGCGACGGCGGCAUCAUGGAAAACGCGUUCAACUUCAUUGUGAACAACAACGGCCUCGCCGCCGAGUCCAUUUAUCCCUACACUGCGCUACAGAGUGCUAGUUGUGGCGGCAAUGGCCACGCCGGCAGUGUCAGGAUCUCCGGGUACGAGAGUGUCCCCGCUGAAGACGAGAUUGCACUCUUGAAAGCGGUGGCGAAUCAGCCAGUGUCUGUGGGCAUAAACGGCGGCACAGAUGGCUUUCAGUUCUACUCGGGAGGAAUCUUUGACGACAUGGAUUGCGGACCCACCCUGAACCACGCCGUCACAGUGGUGGGGUAUGGUAGUGAUGAGGAGGCGGGGGCAAGUUAUUGGAUAGUGAAAAACUCAUGGGGCAGUGGUUGGGGUGAGGGUGGGUAUAUGAGGAUUACAAGGGAUACUAAUUAUGCUCAGAACCCUGGGAUGUGUGGGCUUGCUAUGGAUGGCUCUUAUCCAACCCUCUAAUUAAUAUCCAUCGUUCAUGUGAUCCAUAUCCGGCCAGCCUAACUAUAAGCUAGCUAGCACUUUAAUUAUUAUUGUGAAAAGAAGUUUAUAGUAGCUAUGAUUAAAACAUCUUCAAUGCUACAAUGUGCAUGAUGCACAUGUGGCAUGAGAGACGGCCACAUAAUAUUAUUAAAUAAAUAUUUUCUUUCCUUAUUUGAAUGAUUUUAUGCUGUUUUGGUAAGUUUUCUCCACAAUGUUAAGGAGACCGUCUAGAUGUUGACAUUGCAGGAAAAAACAUACCAAAAUUGUAUAAAAUCAUUCAAAUAAGGAGAGAGAUAAUUUAUUUGCUAAUAUUUGUGUGGUCAUCUCUCAUGCCACAUGUGCACCAUGCACAUUCUAGCAUUGAAGAUGCUCUUAAUCGUUAAAUUACACCCACCACUUUGUUUGUAAGUUAUAUACUGAAAAUAAUAUCGUAGUAAUAAUAGUUACGCUCACACACUUUCGUAAAUGAUUUACAACGUCAUAUUUCAUCUUUAUCAAAUUGAUAAUUUCUUUCCCUUCUAAAUAAGUGAAAAAUUGUUGACAAG
Cuscuta epithymum is the source of this 1975-nucleotide messenger RNA. Lineage: Eukaryota; Viridiplantae; Streptophyta; Magnoliopsida; Solanales; Convolvulaceae. The record is from the annotation of a GenBank genome assembly.